Molecule: messenger RNA, 609 nt
Organism: Grus americana (Whooping crane)
Lineage: Eukaryota; Metazoa; Chordata; Aves; Gruiformes; Gruidae
Gene: CRYGN
Product: crystallin gamma N
Exons: 4
Coding region: 58-609 (183 amino acids)
Biological process (GO): visual perception; lens development in camera-type eye
Molecular function (GO): structural constituent of eye lens
Source: RefSeq, a predicted model, not a curated record
UCCGUCGCGGUUUUGGUUUGGCUCCCGCUUUUGGUCUUGGAUAGCAGCCAGCAGAAAAUGUCUCAGUACUCAGGAAAUAUCACUUUUUACGAAGGCAAAUGCUUCACGGGCAGAAAGCUGGAGGUCUGCGGCAGCUGCAGCAGCUUCCAGGACCGAGGUUUCCUCAACCGGGUCAACUCCAUCUGCGUCCAGAGCGGGGCUUGGGUCUGCUUUGAUCACCCCGACUUCCGAGGGCAGCAGUACAUCCUGGAGCACGGCGAGUACCCCGACUUCUAUCGCUGGAACAGCCGCAGUGACCACCUGGGCUCCUGCCGGCCCGUCGGGAUGCACGGCGAGCAUUACAGGAUCGAAAUAUUUGAGGGGAGCCAUUUUAGCGGUCCCAGCCUGGAGCUGAUGGAAGAUUGCUCCUUCCUGCAGGGACAAGGCUGGGACAAGACCUGCAUCAACGCCCUCAAAGUGUACGGUGAUGGCGCGUGGGUGCUGUAUGAGGAGCCCAACUAUCGAGGCCGUAUGUAUGUGGUGGAGCGGGGCGAGUUCAGCAGCUUCAAUGCAUGGCAGGCGCGCAGUGCAACCGUCCAGUCCAUCAGAAGAGUCAUCAACUACUUCUAG